Molecule: messenger RNA, 657 nt
Organism: Echinostoma caproni
Lineage: Eukaryota; Metazoa; Platyhelminthes; Trematoda; Plagiorchiida; Echinostomatidae
Source: the annotation of a GenBank genome assembly
AUGAGGAAUUGGCUGCGAGACUUCCUCAUCGAACGAAAAUUCUGCGUCUGUGUUGGCGAAUCGCUCUCUGCGUGGUAUUCCCAGUUGCGUCCCCCAAGGCUCGGUCUUGGUCCAUUGCUCUUUGCGGUAUAUGUGAACGACCUGCCCGGUCAACUGUGCAGCCCAUCCCUCAUGUAUGCGGAUGAAAUCAAAAUCUGGCGAAUAAUCAAGGAUCCGAAUGAUCGAAGUUCUCUUCAAGCGGAUUUAAGCAACCUGGCUCAGUGGGCGGAUAUCUGGGCUCUUCCAGUCAACACAGUAAAGUGUGCUCACCNCUACAACUUCCAGAGAACCACAUUGCGCAGAAGAUCGUGCAAACGAGACUUGGUUGUUAUGGUUACGUCAUCACUAAAGACCCGAGAAAACACGGAUCGGAUCUGCGCUAGCGCAUGGAGCAUUCUUGGGCCUAUUCGGCGGUCUUUCAACCAGCUCACAAUAGGCGCUAUCAGGCCGCUGUACGCUUCCCAUGUCAGACCAAGACUCGAGUACGAUGGUGUGGCGACAACCCCUGCACGGCCGGUGAACUGGCUGAGUUGGAGCGUGUACAACGUGCUGCCACUAGACUCGUUGUUGGACUAUGCGGGACUAGCUAUGAAGGUCGUCUACAGGCGACUGGUCUAA